AUGCACUCAGCUCUCCAUCCCCGAUCCUCCUCCACCCGCCUUCUCUCCCCCCUUGAGCGUCUCGCCCCAGAGAUCCUCCAGGAGAUCGUCUUCCACCUCUCUCCUCCGCCCCAACAGGACCAGCACCCCAUAACCCCAGGCCCACCCACCCUCCUCCCGCUCCUCCUCACCUCUCGCAAGUUCAACCAUGCCCUCUCGCCACUCAAGAAUGCCCAGGUCGCCGCUACUCUCUUUCGUGCCUCAUUCGACACAUCUGCCCUCGACCGCCGCUUGAGCCGCAACUGGUCCACCAACCUCUGCCUCGCCGGUGAGAUGCACCACCGCUGGGCCGCCCUCUACCGCAUCCGUCGUGGCCAGAUCACCAGGCACAACGCGGGCAAAGAAGAUCUGUGGACUGCAUAUAUCAUGCUGCUCGAAGAUGACGGUCGAAAUAUGGCCCAACUCGUGAGCUGGGCGGGCGUCAGGAACUGGCUCUGGCGUGUGCUCGAGUACAGGCUGCGUGUCAAGACCUGCGACUCGUGGUUUCAAGAUCUGGAGGGGACUGCGCUGGUAGGCUGGUUGUUGUGGAUGACGAGUACCCGAGAAACCCUGGAUACGGAGCCCGCUCGCCUCCGCCAGUUCGUCAUGGACCUCUUUUACCCAUUCAUCGUCAGGGGCCACUCCCUGCCCUGCGCCCACGCUCCACCGUCCAUGUUCUACCUUCCCUUGUGCGAUCACCUCAACUAUCGUGUAUGGGACGGUUCGUCUGAUGCGCCCAUGCAAGACCACGACGAACACGCCCACAUCCCUAGCUUGCCUGGGUCCAGGUCUGGAUCUGUCGCCUCCACUCCCCCCGGUUCACCAGUCGAAGACCAGGAUCAUGAUCACGCCCACGCCCACGAUCCGCUCCCGCAUCACCACAUCCCUUCGGCACACACGCUCACGUUGUACGCCCGCACGCUGACGAUCUCCGCACCGCUCCUCUCGCAUGUGGCCUUCCUCAACUACAUCGUCCGCGCCGAAGCGCGCCAGUCACGCUCGCCGCUCCCGCCGCAUGUACUCACGUUGCCCGCGACGCGUGCGGACGCGCUCGCGCUCGCAGCUGCCCAAGGUCUCGGCGCGACGCACGGGUGGACGGGGCUCACGCAGGAGGACGUGCGGGAGUUCCAGUACGGCACGCGCACGUGGGUCUUUGGCGAGGGCUACGAGGACAGUGGCACGACGCCGAUCUUCGACCCGGUGCACGAGGGCCAAAACACCGGGGAUGCGAGCGAGAAGGAAGACGAAGACGACGAAGAAUACGAGGAAUACGAAGAAGACGAGAAGAGCGCGCGGCUCGACAAGCACUGGUUUCGUCUCACCGGGUGCGUCGAUCCGCGCGUGGGCGACUCGCCCUUGCGCGGCGUCGUGUAUGCGCCGGGCACGCUUGCAGGGUACUGGGAGGGGCGCACGCUUGUUCCCGAUGUGAUGCAGACGCUCACUACGCUCGUGAAUCCGCGUGCGCAGGUGCCGAUUAACGCGAGCAUUGAGAGGUUUGCGGCGCGGUUUCAGGAGCACCAUUGUCUUGUUGGUGAGGAGCCGCUCGGUGCAGGUGGGAUGUCGGCCCAGGCGCAUGGGCAUGCGGGUAGAGGUGGGCAUGCGGGUAGAGGUGGGCAUGCGGGAGAGGAGGGAGAGGAGGACGAGGGGUGGGUGGAUACGGAUAUGGAGGACGAGGGCGAGCUGGAUGCGUGGUUGCCUGCUGGGAUAGAGGUCGUGCGGAGGGAGGGGUACAUUAUACUGCAUGACCCUGCGACUGGCAAACGCACGCAGUACGACACAUUUAAUCCGGACUCGCCUGCGCGUCCGUAUGCGAAGGCGGCGUGCGAUCGGCUGUGUGGUGCCGAGCUUGAGUGGUGCGAGGAUCCCGACGAAGGCGAAGGCAAGGCAGUGUCUGCCUCGGGCGUUGAGGGUGCGGACGCGGACGCGGUGCAAGACGUGUACGAGGACACGUACGCGUGCCGCCCGAGCGGGGUGCAGGAUAUCAUUAUCACGGGCGAGACCACGGAGCGCCAGGGUGCCGCCUGGGGCAGGUACACCUACAUCGGCCGCGUCCGGUCGUGGGACGCGCUCGUAUCGCUCGUGCGCAUUCCGCAGCCCGCUACUGCCAACGGGACCGGGAAUGGGAAUGGACCUCAGGCGCCGAACGGCGGUGGGCGAUGGCUGUUCCGCGGGUACAUCUACGAGCGCAGUCUCGUCGGGCGCUGGCGCGAUACCGCUGCGGCGGCGCACACGCCUGCGCUCGAAGGGAGCUUUGUGUGGUGCCGCAAGGACGGGGCUGCCGCUGCUGCCGCUUGAGCUCGUGCGAGCACUCGGGCUCAGGCUUGGACGAAACACGAUUAUUUGAAACGACUCAAAUGGCUCGGUUAUGCAUUUUCUCUAUCUUAUAGAUGGGAUCUACUAGUGGAUUCCCCGCGCGCAUUGGUCCUGUAUAUGCACUGGCUGCUGAUAUUGACGCAUCGCAUCUCCAUCUUUCCGGCUCUAGAGUUCGCAUUCACGCCUGAGCCUAGUCUUGGUUGUUUGUUUAUCUCAUUCUCCAUCUCCAUCUCCAUCUCUUGCAUUACGUUGUCCCACCCUCGACACAUUGCAAUUUCACAACUACUUAAUGAGCACUCUUAUACUAGAUCUGUUCGCGUUCACGCCUGAAUCUGAUCAUGGUUCCUUGCAUUAUUGUUAUGUUAUGUUACUCCCCGACGACGAC
Coniophora puteana RWD-64-598 SS2 is the source of this 2716-nucleotide messenger RNA. RefSeq lists its product as uncharacterized. NCBI's taxonomy places the organism in Eukaryota, Fungi, Basidiomycota, Agaricomycetes, Boletales, Coniophoraceae. The record is from RefSeq and is a predicted model, not a curated record. The coding region runs from base 1 to 2313 and encodes 770 amino acids. The transcript has 3 exons.